Messenger RNA from Gallus gallus (chicken), 11506 nucleotides. It is a transcript of the gene TIAM2, whose product is annotated as T-cell lymphoma invasion and metastasis 2. Gene Ontology annotation, cellular component: membrane; synapse. Gene Ontology annotation, biological process: activation of GTPase activity; small GTPase-mediated signal transduction; positive regulation of axonogenesis. Lineage: Eukaryota; Metazoa; Chordata; Aves; Galliformes; Phasianidae. The record is from RefSeq and is a predicted model, not a curated record. Bases 4648 to 9825 code for a protein of 1725 amino acids. Gene Ontology annotation, molecular function: protein binding; guanyl-nucleotide exchange factor activity. The transcript is spliced from 27 exons.
GAGGGCCACAGCAGAAGAACACAUCUGAAUAGGGUGGUACUGGUAUGGACUGGGGGUGGCUCAUGGGGAAGAUGGCAAAGGACAAGAUGGGAGCAAUCUGGCAUGAGGAUUACUGUGAUUUUUUUUAACUUUUUUUUCUUAUUUCUUUUUUCUCCAUGUCUUUUCCUCAGCCACUACCUGAGCACUCAACGCAUGUUAAUCUUCAGCUUUCUUGUUUUCACAACCACUACACAUCCCUCUCAUUCAUUUGUAGCCACUGUCGAUGAACCAUGACAGUAUUAAACAGUUAACACCUACAAUAAAUAUUUUAAGGUAACUAAUUUCUGCUUUCUACAGCACUUAUUGUCUUCUUCAUCCUUCUCUCCUCUCAGGACCCAGAAACCAUGCUCAGACGGGAAGCGUUUUCGAUGUUUGCUCAUUCCUUGUGUCAGCAGCGUCUGGGUUCUUUCAGGAGCCCAGCAGAUUGCUGUGCUAGAAGUUUAGGAAAUGAUUGUAAGAUGUCUGUGUUGUUUUAUUUCCUGUGUGUCAUUUCCUGUGAUAUUUCUACAGAAUAGCCAUUUCUGUUACACAUUCAUAAAUCACCUACACCAUAAUGCUGCCAUAGAAAACGAAGUAACACAUUACACACACUUGCACACAAUUAGAAAGCAGUGCUGUCUACUCAUGCUAUUAAAUAUAUUUAAUAUAGUGAUAGAUUUCUCUAAAACCAGGAGCGAAUUCUUGUGGGAGUAACAAAAUAACAAAUUUAUGGAUUUUUGCAUCUAAUUUUCUGAUAAGUCUAAAUGCAUUUCUGUCUUCUGAAAUGCUUUUGGAACAAGUUGACUUUUUAGCUAAUGUGCAUAUCCUUUGGCUUUAAUAGAGUGUAAUUUCUUUACUUUUUUUUUUUUUUUUUUUUUACUGCCUAGAAUAUUUUUCACUUCUUCUUAAAAUAAUGUGAAUUUAGAUCAAAGUACUAGCAAAUAGUGCAGGACUGGCUGCGUACCCAGAAUCUCAGGAUCGGUAUUUAUCCAGACUAUAUAUAGCCCAUUGAUUAAAGUGGUUUCAGGUUUUGUGCGAGUCAAGAAGUUAUUUAUGUACAUUGGAAUAAAAGCCAUAGUGCUGAACGAAGUUUUGAUUAUUCACAGAAGUUGGAAGUGAAAAGAUAGUUAUUUCCAAGGCUUUUCUAGAACCAGUAGAGGAAGAUUUAUAGCAAAACCUAGAAUUUAUAGUAAAACCUAGAAGGCGGGUUUCCUAAAUUUCUUGGGGAAAAGCAGAGAAUUAAGUUGGCAUGUUUUUGUUGUUGUUCCUGCUGUUUGUUUUUAGAAUUAAUACAUUGUAGGGCCACAAGUCAUCACUGUGAUCAUUUUGUUUGAUUUCCUGAAUAACACAGAUCACAUGACUGAAGCUUCCCCCUCAAGGAAACGUUAGUUCACAUAUUUUUGUUUGAACACAAAAGAAACAAAAUAAAGCAAAAAUCCAAAGAACAGAAAAGACAAGAAAUGAAAACAGGCCACAUUUCAUGAUAGAUUGCUUAACGUGAUUACAGUAUUUCUGUAGCUCUCACUAAACUUAUUCUGCCUUUGCUGAUAUUUGCUACUAGAGACGGAGUCUCCUAAAUGUCCUGAUCCCCUUUCAAUGUCCUUGUAGGAAAUGGUGAAAUAAACCACAGGUGUUGCAGCUACUGCUUCUCUGUAUGCAUUUGGCCAGACAAUGCACAAGUGGAAUAGUCGAAUGCUGAAUUAAGUGUGCAGCCUGUGGGAAGAGUUGCAGCAGUAUGGCUUGGAGGUAUACGGUACCCAUCCUUGCCCUGGCUGCUGCUCUGUCUGGAGGGGCUCAGAGUGUCUGUCUCUUCUCCCUGGCUCUCCCUCUCUCCCCCAGCACUCUUAGGGAUAAUGAUACCCACAUCAGCACAGUGCUUCUGGAUUCGUAAAGUGAAAAGCCCUGUUCAUUAUAGUAAUGCCCUGUGUAGUUACCUAAAGAUUCUUUCCCAGGUAGUAACAGGUGACAUUCAGAAGUUAACGGCCUGAUUUUUGAGCUAGUUGUGAUGAUGUAAAAUUGUGAUAAGUCUUGGCAUCUCUAAACGCAGCAGGGAUUUUACUGUCAAUGAGAUCUGGGUCAGCUUUCAUCCGCUGUUGGUUUUUCCUUUCUUCUUCUGUCCUUGGCAACUUAGAAGAAGACUUACACUCCUGGGACUGAGUUCAUAGACCUCACUGCAUUACUGACAGUUGCCUCUUGUACUAAAGUUAUGUCUAUUAGCAGUCCUGUUCAGAGCCUUGCCUUCAGCUAGUCAAAAUUUUGUGAUAUUCUGCAGCACGGGUUUUAUUACUCAGAGGAUUUGGAAACCGUGAUUACAAAGUUACCACCUUUGUCCAGACUCCAGAGAAAAUAGUGGUAGCUUCUUCUUAGCUAAAGUGUUGCAAAAUAUUCUAUAUUUGUACGUCUUGCAGAAUACUGACUUAGCCCUGAAGAUCAGUUUUCAUUAGAAAAAGUAAGUGCAGGACUGUACUGUCAGCUAGUGGAUAUUUUUUUCCAAACACUUCUACAAAAUGCAUGUGGAAAGUUUAUACUAUGAUUUUCCCCUAAACAUAGUCUAACUCUGAAGGAGCUAUUUGAAAGUGAAUGCACUAUUAAAAAAAUUCAAAGCCAUUAGCUGCAAGCUUGGCAUUAUUUAUUUUGAAAUGAUUGCUUUUGCCUGUUUCCUUUAAAAAAUGGAUCCAACUUGCUGACACUUGCAACAAACGUUUUGUUGUUUCAUUUUGGCAUGGUCAGUUACUGAAGAAUUUUAGCACCAUUGUAAGGUAUAAUACAUCAUUUCCCUUCCACAUUGCUCUUUUUAAAUUUAUUUAUUUUUGCUAAUUGGUCUGUAUGUAUAACAUUCCUAUGUUAACUUGGUCUUAGUUGUCCUUACACUAAGAAAGCUUUCCCUGACCUCUGUACAGAUUUGCUCACUGAAAAUCAAGCUGAUUGAUUUCUCAUCUGUUCUUGGUGAGGCUGGCCAAAUUUCUGAGCUGAUCCCAAAUCUCUUCAGAGUAGCCUCUUGUAUGUGGAAAAAAUAUACCAGUUUCCAGUUUUCAUUCUAUUUUCUAGACUGUGUAUACUCAACCAAAAUCUGUUUUUGUUUUAGAGAACUACCUUGUUUGGUUAUUGAAAAGUAUCCAACAAUAUUGAUGAAAGAAUUAUUUUGAUCAAUUGAUAAAUCCCAUAAUUCAAAAGUUUAGGUUUAAAAAGUUGCCAACUCCUAUUAUUUUCUGCCUGUAUCUUUUUAGCUGUAGCAUCAUUCCUAUUUCCUUUGUGCACGAUUCCAAAAAAGAAAAGAAAAAAACCCAAACAAACAUAAAAACCACAAAAAGUUACAAUUUGCAUGAGAAGAACAGCUGUACAUUCAUUUUCAUUUGUUUAAGGACAUUGUUUUCAAAACAGCUCUCAAACCUUAUAACUCUUUUUCUACAUGCUAACACUGUGACUUAUUUAUAAGGUAUACUUUCUAGAUAAAUGGGAAAAAAAAUCACUUAAUUUUGUUAUUAAUUACACCAAUGUAGCAGAGAAAGGAUGGAGUUGUUAUUUUGCUGAUAAAGAUCAAGAACAUGUUCAGAGGACUAUUUUGCUUAAAUUCAGUAACAUAACAUGUAGGUAUGGAAUUGGGACACUGUUAGAUGGAAAAAGGAAGAUCGUGGCUGGAUGUCAUUUACAAAUUCUUACAAUACCCACUUGUUUAAUUGGAUAUGAGUGCUUGCAAAGCUGCACCAAACCCCUACACAUCGAAAUUUCUUCCUUUGAGGGAUUUCCCUCCCAUUUGAAAUGGAGAUGGACCUGCUAGUGUGGCCCUGUCGAGCUCCUACUUGCAAGAGCAUUUGGAUGGUUUCAUUCAAACACAGGAGCAUUUUGAGAAGUGCCACUUGGUGUGGGAUGCCGCAGCGAGUAGUGGCGGCUGAGGUCAGGAGGCAGCUCUGCUGAAUGGGUAGGUGGGAGAGGGGGUCCCACUGGCGAUCCCCACAGGGGCUGAUGGGCAGCUCUGCUUCCUCUGUACUGCAGCUUCAUGGGCAUGUGUGUUGCCUCUGAGGCUGCCUGCUCCUUCAAGGGAGCUCGAACAAGACUGCUCCUGUCCUCUAUUUCCAGAGGGGGGGGGGGAGGGAAGAGCAAACCAGCUUGAGUGUCACUGUGUGUUUUGCUUGGAAGGGAGAGGGAGGCAGUUAGCUACAAAUAACCUAAUGUUGUAGGGAAAACUAGUCUUGAUCUAAUGUCUGCUCUCAGAGUGUCAGUGCUCUUUGUAAUAGAUUGUUCAUAUAGACUGCUUCAUUUUUCUUUCUUUAAGAAACUGUUACAGCGAAGAAAAAAACAGUUAUUGGAUCCAAAGCUAUUUUUCAUGCCUUGGCACAAAAGGAAUAAAGGAAUGUAACAGAAGCUGCUCCUGCUAGUCUGGGUGGGCAGAAGAACUUGAGGUCCAAGGAUGCGAGUGGGAGAGAGCCUACACAGAACCCAGGAUGAAAGCAUGGCCCAUCUGGCUGUCUCUAGGCAUCAGCUGGGAUGUCCUCUCCUGCUAGGCAAGAAAGCUUGCAUUCAUCUCCAUCCUGCUUUUUUGGCAAGUGUAGUGGCUGGCCACAAAGACAAUGCAAAAGAUGCUAACUGAUAACCACACCUACGUUUGAGAGAGAGAUUCUACAGUGGAAAAUGGGAAAUUCAGAAAGCCAAUACAGUCUUCAGGGAUCAAAAAAUCAUGCUGCUGCUUCAACUGGUUCCAAGCAGAAGCCUUGCUCUCUAAAAAUUCGCAGCAUUCAUGCUAAAGAUGAAAAGUCUUGCUCCCUGCAUGGAUGGGGACAUACCAAUAGUGGCUCAAACUACAAGUCAAGGUCUCUUGCUAGAAGCUGCCUUUCACACUUCAAGAGUAGCCAACCUUAUUCAGCUAGACUCAGUGACACUGUGGUGAAGGCCUCUAAAAGUAACGUCCUUGCCAAACACAGGACACACACCUCAGGGGACUACUGUCCAGGAAAUAAUGCAGUGUUUUUGCCUGAUAAUGGUUUCCACUAUAUUGGCCUUCAAGCUGGAAGUAAUCAUGCUGCACCCCGAGAUUGCAAUGGGCACAUUUUAAAAUGCUAUGGAAAGAAUGAGAGUCUUGCAUCAACCUCUCCAUCAGAGGACAGGAGGAGUCCAAAAGUACUCAUUAAAACACUGGGGAAGCUGGAUGGUUGCUUGAGAGUCGAAUUCCACAACAGUAGCAACAGCAAAGUACCAACUGAGGAGUCCAGUGGGCCAGUCCAGCUGCUGAGGUAUUCACCUACCUUGGAAUCUAAGUCAAAUAACCUGCUAGAUGUCAGGAGGAACUCCAGCGCAGACUGUUCUUCAAACCAUCGUCUGUCACCUACUGAUUCAAGGCUUCGAUCUAGUAAGGGAAGCUCCCUAAGCUCCGAGUCUUCAUGGUAUGACUCUCUCUGGGGAAAUGCUGGGGAUAUCAGUGAGUUGGAUGGUCCAUAUUUGACUAGGAGCACUCCAGAUACAAGCAUUCAUGCCAGUUUCCCAGCAAGUGACAAGAAAUCCUUCAAUCAAAGUUCAUCUCUGUCCUCACUUCGAGAUCUCUAUAAGGAUACAAAUUUGGAAGGCACUCCUCCACCUGGGAUCAGGCUGUCUGAUGAGUAUAUUGACACUCAUGGUAGCCUAAGCAACCGUGUAUCAUUUGCUUCAGACAUUGAUGUUCCCUCCAGGGUAGAGCAGGGAAGUCCUGCUCAUUAUUCCUCUUACACUCUCCCAUGUAGAAAGUCCAAGCCACUCGCUGAGGAUGCAUCCAAGAAGGACACAUUAAAAAGCCGCAUGAGGCGCAUCAGCGAUUGGACAGGAAGUCUCUCGAGGAAGAAAAGGAAGUUGCAGGAACCCAAAUGUAAAGAUGGGAGCGAAUACUUUGACAGCAGAAUGGACAACUUCAGCACAGACACGCUGGCACCAUCACAGCAGUCUACUUUGUUGUGGUCACCCAGCUCCAGUCACAUCCUGUCCCAGAGAAGUGAGUCCACCAAUGCAGUCAGCAGUGAUGCCCUGAGGCAGAACAUUUAUGAAAACUUCAUGCGGGAGCUGGAGAUGAGCAGGACAAACCUGGAGAACACUGAGACCUCAUCAGAAACGGAGGACUCCAGCAGUGAGUCUCUCAGCUCCUUGGAGCAACUGGAUUUGUUGUACGAGAAGGAGCAAGGAGUGGUGCGCAAAGCAGGGUGGCUGUUCUUCAAACCACUGGUGACCCUGCAGAAAGAGAAGAAGCUGGAGCUGGUCACACGGCGAAAGUGGAAGCAGUACUGGGUAACACUAAAAGGUUGUACUCUGCUCUUCUAUGAGACCUAUGGAAGGAAUUCAAUGGAGCAGAGUAGUUUGCCUCGAUACGCCCUGUUUGCUGAAGACAGUAUAGUCCAGUCUGUUCCAGAACAUCCCAAGAAAGAAAACGUGUUCUGUCUCAGCAAUUCUUUUGGAGAUGUCUACCUAUUUCAGGCAACAAGUCAGACAGAUCUGGAAAACUGGGUUACUGCCAUACAUUCAGCCUGUGCUUCCCUCUUUGCAAAAAAGCUUGGGAAGGAGGACACAGUUCGGCUACUGAAAAAUCAGACCAAGAGUCUCUUCCAGAAGAUUGAUAUGGACAGCAAGAUGAAAAAGAUGGCAGAGUUGCAGCUCUCAAUUGUUAGCGAUCCAAAAAACAGGAAGGCGAUAGAGAAUCAGAUCCAGCAAUGGGAACAGAACCUGGAAAAAUUUAACAUGGACCUUUUCCGAAUGCGAUGUUACCUAGCCAGUUUGCAAGGUGGGGAGCUUCCGAACCCAAAGAGCCUUUUGGCUGCUGCCAGUCGUCCUUCAAAAUUGGCACUGGGAAGGCUCGGCAUUUUCUCAGUGUCAUCCUUCCAUGCACUGAUCUGCUCCAGGGAUGAAGCUGCUCUCAGGAAGCGUACCCUGUCUCUGUCUCAAAGAGUCCGAAAUAAGAAGGGUUUGUUUUCUUCACUAAAAGGACUGGACACACUGGCAAGAAAAGGAAAAGAGAAGCGACCUUCCAUAACGCAGAUUUUUGACUCCACUGGAGGACAUGGAUUUGCCGGUGUCCAGAAUUCAGCCAACUCUGCUGAGCAGCAAGUUGAUGAAUUUUUGAAUGUCUACUGCUCAGUACCGGACAGCAUCCAGAAGGAGAAUGCUUGGGAAACACAAACGUAUGUUCACUUCUGUGACGGUCAAGGAGUAGCUUUAACUCUGAAACCAGACCACAGGGUGGAAGAUGUUCUGUCUCUGGCAUGCAAGAUGAAACAACUGGAGCCAAGGAACUACGGUCUACAACUCAGAAGAUUGGUUGAUGAAAAUACUGAAUACUGUGCUCCUGAACCAUACGAAUAUAUAGUAGACCAGGUGUAUGAUGAAAUAGAAAUCUGCCCAUUAAAUGUUUAUCACAUUCAUCUUACAAAGACUGAAAAUAUAACAGAUUUUGGUUUUGCUGUCACAGCUCAAGUUGAUGAAAAUCAGCAUCUCACACACAUAUUUGUAAGUGAUGUUCUUCCUGAUGGGCUUGCAUACAGGGAAGGGCUACGAGUAGGCAAUGAGAUCCUGAGCAUAAAUGGAGAGUCUGUGUCUGAUCUUGACCUCAGGCAGAUGGAGCUAUUGUUUUCAGAGAGAAGCGUAAUGCUCACUUUGAGAAUGAGCCACUGUGGGAAUCAGCAACCCUUGUGUGCAUCCUGGUCAUCAGAUGGUGACAUUUCCAGGGUUCCAAAAAGUUUGUUGCCGCCUCCAAACCAGUCACAGCUCCUGGAAGAGUUUUUAGAUAACUUCAGAAAAAACACAGAAAAUGAUUUUAAUAACGUGCCUGAUGUCACAUCCAGCUUGAAAAGGAGCAGUACUGAUGGCACUCUGGACCAAGUACCACACAGGGAGAAGACUGAUCCACCUUUCAGGAGUGCAGAGCAGAUCAGUGCGUUGUGCCGCAACUUCCAAGAGGUCCAGACGAGCAGCAUGGAAGGGCAGAAGGACAACCAGGAUCCGCCUCCACGACCACUGGCUCGCCACCUUUCUGAUGCAGACAGAUUGAGGAAAGUCAUCCAAGAACUUAUGGAUACUGAGAAAUCUUAUGUCAAGGACUUGAGUUGCCUCUUUGAGCUAUACUUGGAGCCUCUUCAAAAUGAAACCUUCCUUACACAAGAUGAGAUGGAGUCCUUGUUCGGCAGUCUGCCAGAAAUGCUGGAUUUUCAGAAGGUGUUUUUGGAGACCCUUGAAGAUGGAAUAUCUUCUUCCUCGGACUUUAACACACUGGAGACACCGUCUCAGUUCCGGAAAUUGCUGUUUUCCCUGGGAGGAUCGUUUCUGUAUUAUGCUGACCACUUCAAACUGUACAGUGGCUUUUGUGCCAACCACAUCAAAGUUCAGAAAGUUCUUGAGAGAGCCAAAACAGACAGUGCAUUUAAGGCCUUCUUGGAUGCUCGCAAUCCUACAAAGCAACACUCCUCUACGCUGGAGUCGUAUCUCAUAAAGCCUGUUCAGAGAGUGCUGAAAUAUCCUCUGCUUUUGAAAGAGCUGGUGUCCCUGACAGACAACGAGAGUGAGGAGCACUACCAUUUGACAGAAGCGCUGAAGGCAAUGGAAAAAGUAGCAAGUCACAUCAAUGAGAUGCAGAAGAUAUAUGAAGAUUAUGGCACUGUAUUUGAUCAACUGGUUGCAGAUCAAAGUGGAACAGAGAAGGAGGUGACUGAACUUUCCAUGGGAGAACUUCUGAUGCACUCUACAGUUUCCUGGCUAAAUCCCUUCCCAUCACUGGGCAAAGCAAGAAAAGACCUUGAACUUACAGUGUUUGUUUUUAAGAGGGCUGUAAUACUGGUGUAUAAAGAGAACUACAAACUGAAAAAGAAAAUGCCUACUAAUGUUCGUGCUGCCCAUAAUUAUGGUGACUUGGAUCCAUUUAAGUUUCGCUGGCUGAUUCCUCUAUCUGCUCUUCAAGUUCGGCUUGGGAACACAGCAGGAACAGAGAACAGCUGUAUCUGGGAACUGAUUCACACAAAGUCAGAACUGGAAGGCAGGCCAGAAACCAUUUUUCAGUUAUGCAGCAGCGACUGCGAGAACAAGACUAACAUCGUGAAGGUGAUCCGUUCUAUCUUGCGGGAGAAUUUCAGACGUCACAUAAAAUGUGAGCUGCCUCUGGACAAAACCUGUAAAGAUCGCCUCAUUCCACUGAAGAACCGUGUGCCUGCGACAGCUAAACUGGCUUCCACCAGGUCCUUGAAGGUACUGAAGAAUUCACCCAGCAGUGAGUGGAACGGUGACCAGGGGAAAGGCACCUUCCAGGACUCUGAUGACUGCAGCCUGAGCAGCAGCACCCAGAGCAGCAGCUGCAACACCACAGAGAGCAUACAGGAGCCCAAAACUUCAUCCCCCGAUCAACACGUACAGAGCUGUUCCUCCGACUUUUCCAAUGCUCUUGUUAAAGAAUCCGAUAUUCUUAGUGAUGAUGAUGAUGACGACUAUCAGAGCCUAAAGAAGGGCAGCCCUACUAAAGACAUUGAAAUUCAGUUCCAGCGGCUGAAGAUUUCAGAGGAACCCAGUACUGACUCUGAACGAGAUCAAGCUGCAGAAAAGGAGGAAGGAGAUGGUUUCAAGAUGGGAGAACAUCCAAAGCUGAUACGUGGCCAUUUCUGCCCAGUGAAGCGAAAAGUAAACAGUACGAAGCGUAACAGGGGAACUUUAACGGCAAUGCAGGAACGUCACCAGUCUCUUGACAGCCACUCUGAUGCUGCAAACUUGGACCUGAACUCUAUUUUGGAGAGGGAAUUUAGCGUCCAGAGUUUAACAUCUGUAGUUAACGAGGACUGUUUUUAUGAAGCUGUGGAGAGACAUGGAAAGUCCUAGCUUUCUGAGCAGCACUCUAUUCAAAAUGUUCAUUUGAAGUCCACAUAAAAUUCAACAAACUUAUUUUGCUUUAAAAAUCAGUAAAUUCAUGAAAGCCACAGCAAAACUACUAUCUGAUUUUCUGCACUAGUACAUUUUUUCCACAAAUACAGCUGUAAAGGAUUUUUAAGUUAUUUUAAUUUAUUGUGGAUCAAAAAUAGAUUAAGUUUGCCAAGGUCUGUAAAUUAGUUCAUCCCUUUCAAACAGUUACUGGGAUUAUGUAGUAUUCCUGGGGAGGGGAAGGAUGGCCUUGUUAGUACUUUUAAGUUAUGUGGAAAAGGUGAUAGUGAGUGGCAGAAGUAAAGUGCAGUGGAAAGUAGUAUAACAAAAUGAAUUUUUCAAUACUGUGGGCAUUUAUUUUCUUUGGUUUUCAUUUUUGCUUUAUUUAAAGCAGAAUUAAGUUAUUUGAAUGUGUUUUAGUGCACAACAGUGCAGAAGUUUUGUUUUUGUAUGUUUCAAGAUGCUGUUUAUACUUUAUAUAUAUGUGUAAAUACAAAAAUCAAAGCUUUGCCUGUAAUCUUUUAUUUGACUGUAUUUUUUAUUUUUCUCUACCAGCUUGUACAGUAAAAGACAAAUAAGUAUUGUACUUAGCCACGUUUUCUACUUUUUAUCAUGCUGCUGUUCUCUUAAACUCCCAAGUUCUUCGCUUUUGUACAUAUGAGAAAGAGUAUUAGCAGACCUUGAGGCAAUCUGUGCACUUUAUCCUCCCAUAAGCCAGUCACUUGAGUAUAUUUAUACGAGGCUUUUGUUUUUUAAAUUACUCUGCACAGAGGAUUUUCCCAGAUGAAAAGAGCAUAAAACCCCAGACAACAACUUACAUGCUGCAAGUAUGAAAAGCGUUUUUUAUGUUGCAAUAAUGCACUCACAUUCAUAUAAAAUGUAUUAUUUCAACUUAAUUCCAUAUCUCACAACAUACCUUGUUCUGGGUGUGUGUUCUGUCCCCUGAAGUGAGAAGAACCAGUAGGCACGUUGUAAGUGGACUGUCCUAAACUUUUGUCUAUAGCUGAACAGAACAAAUAAAAUAGGAAAGCCCCCUCCACCACUUUUCAAAAGUUAUUUCUUCCAUACCUGAACAGAUGUAAGAGUACAUAAAUCAACACCUCUAGAUCAACGAGUUCAAUCCCCGUUCAGUCUGCUGCAAUUACAGAUGAUCUUCCUCUUUGGUUUGUUCUAGCUGGUCAAUACUUUCAGGGGAAUGCUUCCUCUUUGUCUGCCCUAGCUCUUCUCUAUAAUUGUAUGCAAAAAGGCUCGGGUCCUCAUCACACAUUUUCCUGUACGUAUUGCACAGAUUUCUAAAGUGCGCCAUAGUGAGCUGAAAAGGACGCAGAGUCGGAUCAACAUCUGCUGCCAUCAUCAACUGUUCUGUUUUUUUCAAACGUUCUCUUUCAGGAAACAAGAUCCUAAAGGCAGGGCAAAGAGAAGACAGACAAGAGCAGACAAUUCAGUUUCCAUGAGGAGACACAGGGCCCUCUCGGGCUUUUACAUAAUCUUAAGACAGUUCAUUGUCUAAGCAAAUAGAAACACAGAAGGGCCACUUUUCUGCAAAUGCAACUUUUAACAACAUGGAAGAUUAUAUUUGUGCAUUGUACAUCAAACGCAUGUAUGCUCAUGAUUAAUAACAUUAAAAAAAGAGCUUUGGGUA